GCGCCGCCAUCUUGAUGGCGCCCCGCCUCCGCCCGCUGGGGGGGUGGGGCCACGCGCACGCGCGCGCGCCGAGCGGCGAUUGGUCCCGGCGCGCGCCCUGGCCGGCGUUCGGGCCAAUCGCCGCGCAGUGCGCGCGCCUCCGGGCCAACCAGCGGGCGGCGCGGGCUUUCCCCUCAGGCGGGCGCGGUGCCCCUGAGGAGAGCGGGGAGAUGGCGGAGGGCGAGUCGGGGUCCGAGAGCAGCGAGGAGGAGAACCUGCCCUCCUUCGCCUACCUGCUGCAGCCGUCCCCAUGCCUCGGCGAGCCGAGCCGCCCGCGGUCGCCAUCUCCCGAUCCUGAAGCGGCAGAGGUUGUCAAGAUGGUGAGCAGCGGGAGCGAAGAGGGGGAUGAGGAGAUGAUGGACGUUGUCCCUUUGAACGAGACGAUCGAGACGAGUGUGGGAGCGGAGCCUGAGCCUUUCAACCAUGGUGAUAAAGGAGAGGCAUCUGGGCUUUGUGCUAGUGGCGACCUGAUGGCUCCUGGGAGCGAAGGGCUUCGGGAAGAGCUGACGCCGUCUGGAGAAGUAGCUUGUGAUACUGAGAAUGGCACACGCAAUGCUGAGGCAUCCUCCUGGUGCUCCUUGCCAGUCAACUCUGACAGGCCCAGUAGCCCCCCGGUAAGCAGAGAAAGGCCGGAAACAUCGCUCCCUCUCAAGAAGCGACAAUACAGUCAGAAGGAACAGGAGGCAAUCUGCCAGAAUGCGGGGCAGAGAAAGAAGGAGCAAGAAGCAAAGAGGAGGGAGCAGGAGGAGGAGAAAGAGAGGAAGAGAGCCGUUGCCAAGAUGCUGAAGGCUCAGCGGCCAGGAGAGUGCCAGAAAUACAUAACAGUGGUGCUAGAUCCAGUCAUCUUACAGGUAGAAGGUGGUGAGCAGAUCCUUAGUGCUUUGCAGGCUGCCAAUUAUUCCUGUGUGUUUGAGAACCACGCUGUUCCCUGCAGCAUCACCUGGAGGAGAAAGACAGUGACAUCGCAGAUGGGAGGAGGAGAUGAAUGGACAGAAGAACCAAAUGUUCUAGUUCUGCUUGGCCUGAAGGAGUUUUUGUCCAUGGCUCACAGCUACAAGCAAAAUGCUGAUGGCUGUGCAGAAAGGCAGAAGGAGACCCUGCAGAGCUAUGUAGCUCAUAUGAUGGAGAAAAUGCCCGGGAGAAUUCUGGCUCUGGCAGUGGUUGGAGUAGAAAAUUAUUUCAGGUCUCUCCAAGUUCAGCCAAAACAAAGGCUGCGACAGACAGCAGCGAGUGGGAAUCAAGAGAAACGGGGGAAAAGGAGAAAAAAGGAGGUUAAGGAUUCUGGCUUGGACUUAUCCAGAAUGGAUGUGAAAGAAGCCCUGGUGGAUCUGCAGCUGAGUACACAAGUCCAAAUCAGCAUUUUUGAGAGCAAUGAGGAGCUUGGAGAAUAUGCCACUAUGUUCACAAAAGCUGUGGCUGAGGCACCAUACAAGCGAGAGCGAGAGAACACAGGGUUCUCCUUCUACUUGGAGAAGGACUGUUGCAGAGGGGUGAAGGUGGAUCCUUCUGGAAAGGGUCUCUUGAAAGUUUGGAAGAGGCAGAUACAGCAAUUUAACCGUGUCAGCUCUGAGAUGGCUGAGGCUAUCGUGUCUGCCUACCCUUCUCCUCAGCUUCUGAUCCAGGCCUACGAGAGGUGCUCCUCGGAGCAGGAGCGGGAGAACAUGCUGGCCAACAUCCCUGUGCUCCGCGGGGAGGGCGUGACUGCCACCUCCCGGCGCAUCGGGCCCGAGCUGUCCCGCCGCAUCUACCUGCAGAUGACGUCCCACGAUCCCGACCUCUGCCUGGAUUUCACCGGCUAGCACAGGGCAAAAGGGUUGUGCUGUUUGUUCAGUUAAGUGUUCAGGUUUGGAUUUCACUGGGUAGCUCCAGGGAAUAAGGGUUUUUACCAUUUGUCUGGUCAAGUUUUCAGUUUUCUUCUGUGAAGAAGUGCUUAGAUAACACUCAUUGAUCCUUGUUUAAAGACUUGAAAUGCAUUUAGACUUUAUUGUAGCAGGAAAAAAGGUUGGAUAAAGUUGCUGAAUAGCAGGAAUUUACACAAGAAAGAUGGUGAACAUCUUCCCUAAGCACAUGAGUUGCACACAACUUACAGUACUGAUGUUGCUUUGUCUUUCUAUAAAAUAAAUAAUUCUGAAGAACAA
Molecule: messenger RNA, 2177 nt
Organism: Passer domesticus (house sparrow)
Lineage: Eukaryota; Metazoa; Chordata; Aves; Passeriformes; Passeridae
Gene: EME1
Product: essential meiotic structure-specific endonuclease 1
Exons: 8
Coding region: 15-1838 (607 amino acids)
Biological process (GO): double-strand break repair; resolution of meiotic recombination intermediates; replication fork processing
Cellular component (GO): nucleus; Holliday junction resolvase complex
Molecular function (GO): DNA binding; crossover junction DNA endonuclease activity
Source: RefSeq, a predicted model, not a curated record